AUGGAUUCUGGGGGCAUCAACAAUCUCAACACGUUGAUGAAAAGACUUGAAGCUGUUACAUCACGUAUUGAAGAUGCUGCGACGUUUUGGGAACAAAAUUCGAAAGCUGCGAAUCAGCUUAAAGUUGAAGCUUUCAGAGAGCUCGGCGAUGGAAAAGUUGACUUAAACCCAAGACAGCCACCAGCUCUGCCAUUGCCUGCUGCGAUCGAGUCCUUUGAUCGAAUCAUCAAGGAAGAAGUUGGAGAUCUUAUCAAAUGCGGUGCCCAAAUAGGCGGGCCGGUGGAGCAACAAGCCAAGGCGUUCAAGAGGGCAUUUGAGGCCGAACGAACAUUCCUUCUGGUGGCAUCAAAAGCUAAACAGCCAAACCCAAUGCCCCCGGAGAUGACUGCCGAGCUUGAACAUUGUAUUGCUGUUGUGAUUGAGACCCAGGGGGCAAAUCGCGCCUCUCCGCUAUUUUUUCACCUAAGCGCAGUGUCUGAAGGUGUUCUGGCGCUCAGUUGGAUCGUCCAGAAAAGACCGAUUGAUUUUGUCAAGGACGUCUUUGCCGCGGCCCAGUACUUCGGCAACAAAGUCCUCAACGAGUAUAAGCACAAGGACACUACUCACGUAGAGUUUAUUCAUGCAUACUACAACAUCUUUCGCUCUCUAACCAUUUAUGUUAGGGAAUACUUUGCGUUCGGUCUUACAUGGAAUGGGAAGGAUGCGAUAGAUGCCCGCGAAGCGUUGAAACUGUUGUCGUAA
Molecule: messenger RNA, 741 nt
Organism: Fonsecaea pedrosoi CBS 271.37
Lineage: Eukaryota; Fungi; Ascomycota; Eurotiomycetes; Chaetothyriales; Herpotrichiellaceae
Exons: 4
Coding region: 1-741 (246 amino acids)
Biological process (GO): cytoskeleton organization; regulation of adenylate cyclase activity
Cellular component (GO): cytoplasm
Molecular function (GO): actin binding; adenylate cyclase binding
Source: RefSeq, a predicted model, not a curated record